Molecule: messenger RNA, 6243 nt
Organism: Onychostruthus taczanowskii (white-rumped snowfinch)
Lineage: Eukaryota; Metazoa; Chordata; Aves; Passeriformes; Passeridae
Gene: UBXN7
Product: UBX domain protein 7
Exons: 11
Coding region: 41-1510 (489 amino acids)
Biological process (GO): proteasome-mediated ubiquitin-dependent protein catabolic process
Cellular component (GO): nucleus
Molecular function (GO): ubiquitin binding
Source: RefSeq, a predicted model, not a curated record
CCGGCCGGCGGCGCGUGUGUUGUGGUGCGGCGGCGGCAAGAUGGCGGCGCCCGGGGGCUCGGCGGGCGCCGCGGCGCUGAGGGCGCUGGUCCAGCAGUUCACCGCCAUCACCGGUGCCAGUGAAAGCGUGGGGAAGCACAUGCUUGAAGCAUGCAACAACAACCUGGAGAUGGCUGUCACCAUGUUCCUGGACGGAGGAGGGAUAGCAGAGGAGCCCAGCACCAGCUCGGCAGCGGUGUCUGCUGCCCGCCCGCACCCCGAGGAUGAAGUACGAGCUCCAAUUCCUCAAAAGCAGGAAAUCUUAGUGGAGCCUGAGCCCUUGUUUGGAGCUCCUAAAAGGCGCAGACCUGCUCGCUCAAUAUUCGAUGGCUUUCGGGAUUUUCAGACAGAAACCAUCCGGCAGGAGCAGGAGCUCCGGAACGGAGGGGCGGUGGACAAGAAGCUGACGACGCUGGCAGAUCUCUUCAGACCUCCCAUUGACCUGAUGCACAAAGGCAGCUUUGAAACGGCCAAGGAGUGUGGUCAGAUGCAGAACAAGUGGCUCAUGAUAAACAUUCAGAACGUGCAAGAUUUCGCCUGCCAGUGCCUCAACCGUGACGUGUGGAGCAACGAGGCUGUGAAGAACAUCAUCAGGGACCACUUCAUUUUUUGGCAGGUGUACCACGACAGCGAGGAAGGACAGCGGUACAUACAGUUUUAUAAAUUAGCAGACUUCCCUUAUGUCUCCAUCCUGGAUCCCAGGACAGGCCAGAAGCUCGUGGAGUGGCACCAGUUAGAUGUGACUUCUUUCCUGGACCAAGUGACCGGGUUCCUGAGCGAGCACGGCCAGCUGGACGGCCACUCCAGCAGCCCUCCCCAGAAAUGCUCCCGCUCAGAGAGUCUGAUCGAUGCCAGUGAGGACAGCCAGCUGGAAGCUGCCAUCAGAGCCUCGCUGCAGGAGACCCAUUUUGAUUCCUCACAGGCCAAGCAGGAGAGCCGGUCGGACGAGGAGUCGGAGUCGGAGCUUUUUUCUGGAAGCGAGGAGUUUAUUUCUGUUUGUGGGUCUGAGGAGGAGGAGGAGACAGAGAUUCCAGCCAAGCUGAGGAAGUCUCCACACAAGGACUUGGGGUAUAAAAAAGAGGAGAGUCGGAGGCCUCAGCCUGAGCCCUCUGCAAGGACUGAGCCUGGGACAGCGUCAAACCACAGAGUCCUGCCCUGCAUCGAUGCAGGGGCACUGGAGGAGUCACCUGACAAGCCUGAAAGUACCUUCCGGGGCCUGGAUGUGAAUGGACCAAAGGCACAGCUGAUGCUGAGGUAUCCAGAUGGAAAGAGGGAACAAGUUUCACUGCCUGAACAAGCUAAACUUCUGGCUCUUGUGAAACACGUGCAGUCCAAAGGAUACCCCAACGAGCGCUUUGAACUGCUCACCAACUUCCCUCGGAGGAAACUCUCCCACCUGGACUAUGAGAUCACGUUACAGGAGGCAGGCCUGUGUCCUCAAGAGACUGUCUUUGUGCAGGAAAGGAAUUAGCACUGUGGCCUGAGUUCUCCCAGCCUUGCUCCCUCUCCUCUUUGCCUGGGACAGGAGUCGUUAAAUAUGCAGUUAAGGGUCGUGGGAUUGCAGUGCUGGAAUCAGGCAGCUGGCUGGCCCUUCCUUCUCCCUCCUCCUCUCUCUCCCUCCCUUCUCCCUCUCUAGUGACCAAAUGAGAGUGCUCUGAGUUUUAUUUUCUUCCUCAGCUGCAGAGAGCAUUGGGAAGAACAUCUUUCCUCUGCUUUCCUGGAAUAAAGUAAAACGGUGAUCUGUGUAUCCAGCGUGCUGGAGCUUGGAGUGGCCAUAAUACACAAACCCUUCUCGCUGCUAUUCUUAAAUCUCUUUUGUUUAAUUUAUUUUUGAAAAGAGUGUGUGAUGAGGCAUGGAGGCAUCUCUCUGUGAGGAGAGGGCAUAACCUUCAGGGCAGUCUUUCCUUUGUUUGGAUUCCCUACACAAAAGGUCUCCGUUAACCUUCCAGCCUUCUCUUAUCCAGCACUCUAGUUUUGGAAAGGAGUUGGGUUGAGCCAUGCUAAAAUGCUCUGCUCCAUCUAAUUCAAAGGCUUCUAGAUUGCCUGCACGUUUUCCUCCUGCUUUUAAUUGCCAGUGGACCUAGUAAAAAAACCAGCCAACCCCCCAGAAAUCCAGCUGUGCUCCAUAUGGGACUGACUGCUUGGCCCAGAGGGAAAGCUGUGAGUCCAGUGCUGGAGCAGAGCCAGCUCCUUGGAGGGGGUGGGUGGGUUAUCCAUGUUCUCUUCCCAGCAUCCUCAAAGUGUCUCCUUACUUGCUCUCAGGAUUUUGCAAAUAACAAGGGUACUGUAAAGGUUUUGGAUUCUCUGAACACACCUGCCACAGAGACCUGACAGUCAGUUGGCUUUUUUCUUUUUUUCUUGGAGUGAGUGGCAUUACAGGGGUUUUACAGCACUGGCAGCAUUGAGCAUCACUUAAUGCUUCAUAAAACACUUCCCAGCCUGGUGGCUUGAACUCCCUGGGGUGAUUUUUGUUCUAUUUCUGUGUUCAUCUACUGUCACUUACCUCUAAAUUUGGAGGGCUGCAUGGAAGGCUGCUCCUUGAUGCAGGCCUUCCUUUCAGCUCUGGAAGCUGGCACCACAAGUCAGUGCCUGGUUUUCCUCCAGUGUCUUCUCUAGACAUGGAGCUCUUGGCCAGUUGGUGUUUCAGCAGAUGUUCCAGUGGGACAGGAGUUAACUGGCACAGCCCUCAGCACAGUGUGGUGGAUUUGUGUAUUUACAAACUCAGUUUAAUGUGGUCUUCAAUCACUGAGGAGGAAGGCACAUGGGACCUGGCAUAACUGCUGACUUUUUCUGCCUCUCUCAGAUGAUUGUCUUUGUUAAAGACUUCAGUAGUCAGAAAUUUACAUACUCCAGUUUUUCAAGAUAUUUUGCCUUUGAUUUCAUGCUAGCAUCUGUACUUUGAAACCUUUAAAUGCAAGAAAUCACAGAAAAUGUCUGGCAUUCCCCAUGAAAACUUCAGCUCACAGCUGUCUCCUGCUCCUAAUUGAGGUUUGACAUGUAAUCAUGCAAUUUGAGAAGUUGAUUUCCCUUUCUGCUGCAGGAUGUAGUGUCAGGAAAGCAGAGUCUCAUCUCAGUUUCCUGACCAGUGGUUGAUGUGACACCAGUUGUCAUCUUUGGUUUGUAAAGAUCCCCAGGUGUGGGGCUGCUCCCAGCGUGGGGAAGUGAGGGGGGAUCUCAUGUUUGGCCUGUGGAGCAGCAGUGGCACCUCUAGGACUGAAGGAUCCUUUAGUUCCUGGAUAUCCAGAUCCCUAACCCACAUUUCCAUGUAGACCUACAGCUCCUGAAGCAGCUCCAGCUGUCUGGUUGGAAUAACAAGUCCCAGGUGUGGUUUACUGGCACCUUCCCUCCCCUGCCCCUCCUGGGCCUGUGUGUGGGGCUGGGCUGAGCUCUGUGAUGAGACCAGGAAUUGCUCAAACAGGGGAAAGAAGAUAGGGAAGUUGAACAUUGACACUGAAAAUGGCAUUUUCUCGUGGUUUCUAAGAGUUUGUUCUGUUCCAGGAAACUGGCUUGGAUUUUUUGUAUCUGUCUCACAGUGUCGUUUUUUCUCUCACCUUUCUUUUGCUUUGCUUUGAGAGCAAGAAACAGAGAAAAAAAGUUUUUAAGGAAUACAUAACCCUGCAUGUGGCUCUUCUCUUUGUUCAUUCCUCUCUCUCUCUCCUUCCCAACCAAACAAGCCCAGUGCCACACAGCAGCUGUGCUGUGGGGGCUGAAAGCUGAUGAGAAGCUGCACCAACCACGGUACAACCUCUUCAGCUCUUCAUCCCUUUGGAGGAAUGUGUUUUGCUGGCCUGAGGAAUGUGGUUGAAAACACAAAUCAAGUCCUGCCUGGGACAGGACAGCUCGUGGCAGUGAAGGUGAUGGGUUGGGCAAUGUUUAAAGAGCCUUUGAAGAGUCACUUCUAGAUGUGAAAUCUGAACCUCUAAUUGCCUUUGCUGGAAAAAAUGUGUUAAAUUUGGUUGGGAAAUACGAUGUUGAGCUGUGAAGGACAGAGGAAACCAAUCCUUCAAAAGCUGUGGUUUGUGGCUUCCUGUGAGUGUCCCUGGGUCAGGAUUUGCUGCAAGGGCUGGUAGGCAGCAGAGGAGCAGCAGUGCAUGGAGGCAGUGCAGGUUCUUCUGAGUGGAGAGCUGUCAGGGAUGUUGUGUUGGAAGCUGGAGCUCCUUGCUGCUGGUGGAGAUGUUCCCUUUGCUGUGCUCUUCAUCUGACACAGCUCUGUUUUGGGAUCCCAUUUGGUCACGACCAGGAUCCUGGAACAGAAGGGGAAACAAGCUCUGCCUCUCCCUGCCAGGUGCAGCUGACACAUUCACUUCCCACUUCAGAGGAAUACAGAAGGAUUUUGGAUCUUUCUGAUGCUGCAUGGUCUUAUGUCAAGCUGACUGACUCACAGCAUUCCCCACUGACCUAGAAAGGGCAGGUGGAAGCUGGGCCAAACAUGUCUGGCCAUACUUGUGUUAUUUUCUUUAGGCUUUGAACCAAGGUCUGUGACUUUUAUGAUUUCUGACAUUCAUGGACUGCACUGCAUUGCUUUUCCUGCUAAAUCAGUUCGGUUAACACCACUGAUGUUAGAGGAAUGUCAGGAUCUGCAGGUGGCCUUGUAGAUACAGUUUUCUGUAAAAGGCAUCCAGAUGUAACAUUAUUCCUAAGUAGAUCUAAACAGGAAUUUUCCAUCAGCUCUUUCCAGAGCUCCCUGACCUCCUCCUCACUCUUAGGGGAAGUGACACCUCUCCUUUGUCCAGCUUGUGUUUCACAGGGUCCACAUCCUUCAGUGAGUGAUUUGUACACUCAGCUUGCCCUGGCACUGGUGCUGAAGUGUGUACCUUUGCAGAAAAACUGGGUUUGGUGCAGGUUUUAGUAACUCAGCCUCUCUGCUGAAGGAUCUCAAAUUCCUGUUCCUGCCAGAGCUUCACUGGCACUCGGGCAACAAGGGCUAAAUUAAAAUCAGUUUUCUUUUGGGGGCAGGGCAGCAUUUGGGCUGUUUGUCAGGUAGCAAACACUGCAGAGAUGCUUGAAACAUGGUGGUUUUUUGGUAAACCACAUAAAAACAAAAUAUGAACGUAGGGACCUGUGUAGGAAUGUCUGUGUGAACAGGAAGAUCUGUAUCAUUUCAGGGCCUCAUCACUUCAUUUUUAUUCCUUUUUAUUUUGUGCUAAAUGUCACUAUUUUAUUCUGGUUUAACCCCUGUUUAGUGAAGUUGAUAAAACAGGCAGUCUGGUCCUUCAGGCAGUCUGAUCUCCUCCAAGUCUGGUCCAAGAGGAGAAGGGGUGGCAGAGUUGUGCUUUAGGUGGGUGAAGGGCAAAGCUGCUGCCCUUAGGGAUCGGCUGUGCCUCAUCUGGCUGUUCCCACAGGCUCAAGUCCAGCCUCUGCUCUCCCUCACCCUGUCUAUUUAUUUAUUUUCACAAGUGAUUUUCUAUAAGUGGAACAGCUCCUGUUUCAAAGGCAGCACAAACUGAUGCUGAGCCCUGUGCUGGCUGCGUUGUUGGAAGCACCCACAGGCCUGUGUGCAUUUGGAGCUGGGGAGGUUAAUGGAUGCCCUUUCUGUGCUGACUUUUUUUCCUGUCUCCUCUUGUCCUUGGGAUGCUUGGUGUCUGUGCAGUCCCAGCAAACAGAGCCAUAUCUAUUUACACCCACAGGGCUUCAGUCAGAGACUGCUGCACCUGACAGCAGUGCCUCGACCUGCCUCGGGUCAUCCACUGUGUUCCAUGGGCACCUUGGAGGGGAGGACAGAAAUUGGGGAUUUGGUCGCUGACAGAUCACUGGGAGUGUCUGCAGUGAGGGAAAAGUCACUUUGUAACUGCUUGUGAAAUGGUGCCCAGAUUGGAGGUGUGGAACUGAAACUGUGUGGAGCAGGGGAUGAGGUGCUAUUUUUAUAGACCAGAUUUAUAUGAAGAACAUCUGGGUAAAACUCAACUCAGAGACACCAGACUCUAGGACAGAUGAUUUUUUUAAAAAUGAGGCUGUUUCCUGGAACUGGGGAACAUCCAGUUUCUAAGGGACAGCUUUUCACAAUGGUCAGUUUAUUCAAUAGUUGCAACUUCACAUGGGAGGAGGGAGAGGAUUAAUUUGGAAGUUUUCAGCUCACUGUGCUGGGAGGGACCAAACUCAAGGAAACCUCUGAUCUAUAUACACAACUGCUGCAUUUUUUAUAAAUAUAUGUAAAUGUCCUAUUGUAAUAUUUGAUCCUGGAAAUAAAACAAACUGUUUUCAGUA